This is a messenger RNA of Tuber aestivum (summer truffle), 2767 nucleotides long. Lineage: Eukaryota; Fungi; Ascomycota; Pezizomycetes; Pezizales; Tuberaceae. The record is from the annotation of a GenBank genome assembly.
AUGCCAAAGUCAGUCGUAGAGCCCGCAGGUUUAGGAUUCAACGCCUAUCUUGCGCUUCAAAGGCUGGGCAAGUACCUUCUCAACCCACCGAGACGUCAUAAGCGUGCUAUUAAGGUUUCGCUAUCAUUCACAAUGGCCAUUGCAUUUACACUCCCACCGCUCUUUGCCAAAUUCCUCGGGACGAAUCCAUUCUUGCUGGGCACUGUUGUGAGUUUUCCCAAAUUCCUGGUGCCAAUGAUUGUUACCACCAUCUUACCAAAUGUAUUAAUAUAUACAGGCAAUCUAUCUUUUCCCGCUCAAGACAAUUGGCGGUCAGUUAGCAUCCACGGGUGUAGGCCUAUUGGGCGUUAUGUGUGGGCUCGGAUAUGCGAAUCUUGUUCUUCUCUUGAGCCGCUUGAUCCAGUCCACAAACGCACACAAUAUAAUCGUUAGCCGCCGCGCCUUCCUCUGGAGUGCCUUUGUAUUCCUAGCAGUAGGCUGUGGAUAUGUUCGGUCUAAAUAUCCUCGUGCAUAUCUCGCCACCAUUUUCACCAUGGUGGUCAACAUGUUCGCUCUCAUUAAUGGGAUCAACGACUUCGAUGCCUGCUUCAACAACUUCUUCUUCGUCAUGGUGUUUGGCGCUUGCGUCUCCCUCGUCGUUUGCUUCCUAUUCUGGCCGGAAGAUCACUCGCACAGGCUCCGCGACGACGUCAUUGCGGGCUUGCGAGAAGCUCAGAACGUUAUGCAGUCUUUGCGGCGCGCUAUGGAGUUCAGCUUCGGCCAGGAGGCUGAUAUUGCUGCUUUCAAGGAAUCACACGUCAAUAUUUCAGCUACUCUUGAGGAGACGAACUAUGAAUUGUCGGUCACGAGGGUCGACCCAGCUGUGUUUGUCCCAUUGAAUACAUCAAUUGCUCGGAUGUUAUCCUUGGCUAGAGCCUUCAAUUCCGCAAUGCGGAGGAGACACAGACUUCACACUCAUAUCCACUUCCGCUUCGAGGAUCUUGCGGAUAAAGAAUUAGGCAUUUCUACCGCCACUCCUUGUGAGGGGGCUGGGCCAAAUUCCAUGAACUCCAAAUUGGCGUUUGAGCUAGCCUUUGCUAGCGCUUUCGAGCUCUUCGGUGACAUGACUCUUCGUAUCGAGGAGCUCUACAGCGGGAAAGAGAUUGUCUCCACGAUCGAGUAUGAAAAGCUCGCCAACAGGAUCGAUAACAUCCGCGAGAAACUUGUUGCCGAGGUCGAGCUACGGACGGUAUCGGGACCCCACGAGUUGGAAGGCGCAGCUUUCAUGGACCAAGUGAACACUGUGCUCCUGGACAUGCUGGAAGUCGUCAAGGAUACCGCACGGGCAAUUAGUUGCAUUGAGAAGCGGAGAAUUUCUCUCGUCCUGCCCAGGAAACUCUAUACUGGUAAGCCCCCCUCCACCGGAACACCCGAGACGCCUAUGAUCUAAGACAACGAUGCAUGUCCAGCAGAGGAAUCGAGCGAGGACGACGACUCUGCCCGGCAUGCGGUGAGCGAAGGAGACCAUGGACUAGUCUUACUACUGGGAUCUACAUCCGCACUGGACCGUUUCCGGAUCUAUCUGGCCGAUAAACUCCUCGCAUUCCGCGGCUCUCGGCACAUCAAAUACGGCGCCAAGUUCGCCGUGGUCAUGGGCGUUAUCUCGCUACCAACGUACAUAUCCGACUGGAACGUGUGGUCCAAGGACCUGCGCGUGGAAUGGGCACUCAUUUCCGCCAUGCUGGUGAUGGAGACAACACGAGGUAUGGCCUUCCGCACCGUGGGGAUGAAGCUCGCAGGCGCAAUAAUGGGCGGGUUGGCGGCCUUCCUGGUAAUGCAGGUGGGCCAAGGCGUGAUAUACGUCACCAUAGCUCUCUCAUUCCUCACAGGUCUUGGAGUCGGUCUCCUCGUGCAACACCCCAAGUUCGCCAAAGUCGGAAGGGUGCUCGCACUAGCAUACAACAUAAUCCUGGGCGUUGCGACCAUAUUCCCGGACCAGGAGACUAUCCCCUCAGCUUUCGCCCGUAGAAUCCUGACGCUGUUGGUGGGCGGGGCGAUAGCAAUAUCCGUGCACCUAACCCUCUUCCCCUUCCGCUCCCGCAGUGCGCUGACGAAGGCGCUCUCACACUCCCUUGACUGGCUGCACCACCUAGUCUUCGCCAUCGAGGCCAGCGGAGAAUUCCCCAUGCUAAAGGAACGCUUCGACGACAUGGUUAAGAAGGCCCGGGGUCGCGUCAACUUUGCAAAGGCUAUGCUCCCAGCAACGAGGUACGAAAUCUCCCUGGCAGGUCACUGGCCGUACGAGCGCUUCGAGCGCAUACAGGAGAAGGUAGUGGACGUAACGGUCCUCAUCGUCGGCGAGAACGCGGCAGAGCCCGCCAUGUCUAAAGUGAGUGGGGGAGGAGGGGGAAAGCUAAGACUGAAACUCCUAGCCUCCCUCUGCAACGACCUGCUAGUCAUCUCGCACGCGCUCGGCACGCGCUUGUUCAUGCCCAGGAACGAGUCGCUGUCGACCUACGUGCUCGAUGAGUAUCAGACCAACCUCUCCACCAAGAUCGCCGACGGCGAUCCGUCGUGUCCCUAUAGGAGGAAUUUCGCCGACUUGGGCAGGCUCGCGGAUCUGGUCUAUGAAAUGAACCUGCUCAGGGAGGAGGUUGAUGAGUUGAUUGCCGAGACCCAGUGCCCGAGGAAGGGCCUGCUUCCGCAUCUGUCGUUUGUUAUCAAAAAGUCCAAGCCCUCAACGCCUAUGGGGGAUGAGGAGUCUACGGGGCAGAGGGGGCUAAGGUGA